Molecule: messenger RNA, 348 nt
Organism: Durusdinium trenchii
Lineage: Eukaryota; Dinophyceae; Suessiales; Symbiodiniaceae
Source: the annotation of a GenBank genome assembly
AUGGACAAUCGUCGCUUGUACUCGUUCCUGAUGGCCUUCGAUGACCAUUACUUGGUUCCGGUGAAGAGGUUUGCCUCAAAGGAACACUACGGUCUUGCUGACUUCGAGCGCAAAGCGACCUCCAUUUGUGGUGGGCAUCUGGUCCAGCUGCGCUCCCAGAGCCAUGCCCACAGCGAAAGCGUCCCAUUGCCUGCAACGGCCAAGUCCUUUUUGAAGAUGAAAUGGUCCGAAGUGCGGGACCACCAGGGAGCGUGUCUCCGAAUCCAAGAAGACCAAGUGGUGAUCUCCGGAUCUCAGCGCCAGGCCACGAAAGCGUUCAGAUGCGUGCAGAGUUUGCAGAGAGAUUAG